Anoplopoma fimbria (sablefish) is the source of this 3355-nucleotide messenger RNA. It is a transcript of the gene ttc39a, whose product is annotated as tetratricopeptide repeat domain 39A. The transcript is spliced from 17 exons. Bases 41 to 1648 code for a protein of 535 amino acids. Gene Ontology annotation, molecular function: protein binding. Lineage: Eukaryota; Metazoa; Chordata; Actinopteri; Perciformes; Anoplopomatidae. The record is from RefSeq and is a predicted model, not a curated record.
AUGCUCACGGUCAGACCUGUCGCUGGCUCUGGAGGACUGCAUGGCCGCCCUGGAUCUGUUCCUCAGAAACCACUUUGAGGAGGCGCAGGCUCGGCUCAGAUCCAGAACCAAAGACAGCAUGUACCACGCUCUGACCUAUGCCACCAUCCUGGAGAUGCAGGCCAUGAUGACCUUUGACCCCCAACACAUCCAGACUGCGGGAAACACCAUGAAAGAGGCCCAGGCCAUCUGUCAGCGGCAACGCAAGAAGUCAAGCUUCUCCAAGAACUUCACAGAAGAGGAGCUUCAUGCUGAAGUUUGCUAUGCUGAGUGUCUCCUGCAGAGGGCAGCACUCACCUUCCUUCAGGACGAAAACAUGAUCAGUUUCAUCAAAGGGGGAAUCAAAGUUAGAAACAGCUACCAGACAUACAAAGAGCUUCACACAGUCCUCCAGUCGUCUGGAUACACUCACGGUGAAAACCACGGCCAUUUUGAGGGUGGCGUUAAACUGGGAGUCGGAGCCUUUAACCUAAUGAUUUCAAUGUUGCCCACGCGGACGCUCAAGCUGCUGGAGUUUGUCGGUUUCACUGGUAAUAAGGAGUUUGGUCUUCAGCAGCUUCUGGAGGGCUCUGCAAAGAGCACAUUCAGGUCCUUUCUUUGUAACAUGCUGCUGCUCUGUUAUCACACCUUCAUGAGCUUCAUACUAGGCACUGGAGAAGGAGAUGUUGAAGAUGCAGAGAAACUGUUGCAGCCAUAUCUUGAAAAAUAUCCUAAGGGAUCCAUCUUCUUGUUCUUCGCUGGUCGAAUAGAAGAGAUUAAAGGCAACUUGGAUGCUGCUAUCAAGCGUUUUGAGGAGUGCUGCGAGGUCCAGCAGCAGUGGAAGCAGUUCCACCACAUGUGUUACUGGGAGCUCAUGUGGUGCUUCACAUACAAGAGGCACUGGAAGAUGGCCUACUUCUACGCUGACCUGCUCAGCAAGGAGAACACUUGGUCCAAGGCUACUUAUGCGUAUAUGAAAGCAGCAUACCUCAGCAUGCUGACUCCAGAUGAUUGCCUAACCUUCGGGGAGACUGCGUUCACUCUGUUCAGGCAGGUCCCAGGGCUGAAGCAGAAGAUUGCGGGGAAAUCUUUACCAACUGAGAAGUUUGCUAUCAGGAAAGCCCGUCGCUACCUUGCAGAAAACCCAAUUCCUCUUCCCGCUCCUCCACUGGAGAUGAUGUACAUCUGGAACGGCUACACAGUCAUUGGGAAACACAAAGACCUGACUGAAGGCAUGCUGAAAACACUGGAAGAGGCACAAGCUAAACUCGACAGCACCCCAAGGUCUGAGUUCACCAUAGAUGACCAGUGUCUGCUGAGCCUCUUGAAGGGACUGUGUCUCAAACACCUGGGGCAUCAAGAGGAAGCCGAACACUACUUUACCCUUGUGCUCUGCAAUGAGUCUCAGAUCAAGUACGACCACUACCUGGUUCCUAAUGCCCUGCUGGAGCAUGGCCUGCUGUGUCUGGAGCAAGGCAGGAAGGCUGAAGGUAUCAGACUCCUAGAAACCGCAAAGCAAAAUUACAAACACUACUCGAUGGAAUCACGGACACACUUCCGUAUUCAGGCUGCUCUGCACAAGGCCAAGGGUGCGGUGGAGAACGGCAUCCAUGUUCCCUCCAGCCCAUAACGGACAGAGGAGGGCACACUAGAGCAGAGACAGCUUUCUCCGACUGCAGUCCCUCAAUUUUACACUCAGCCCAACCCAGCUACGCCCAUUUGAGCGUGUGAUUUGAAUGUUUUUUUCAUCAGAAGGGUAGGAGAAGAUGCCUGAAAUGUGCCUAUAUUAAUGAAACAUUACUUCUAGCAGGCUUGUUUGUCUAGCACAGUGGCCACCCAUAAGGGGCGCAUAAGAGUAGGAAACCAGGUGACAUUUGUGGAGUUUAUACUGCAGAUUGCCUCCACUACUACCCAAGGAUAAACAUUUGCCCAGUUCAGGGUGGUGUCCCAAAUACCCCCCCCAUAUAAAUUACAGACACUAACUCCACCUGGCCAGCAGCACCAUUGACCUGGCUUGUACAAAGCUCUCCCACAUCUUUUAAUAUAAAUUAAAAAUGAUUGAUGAAAUGAUUAUGUGUUUGACAUCAGGUACAUAUAAUAUCAUCAAAGUCACCCAUAGGGUCCAUGAGGACUGUUUCGUAUUGUGGAACAGUUUAAAGAUUUCACCUUUAUUUAGAUAAUUGAUCAAAACCAAUAUGACCUACAUUUUAGACCCCAUCAACUGUGGUUCAUUGUGUGAGUGAGUGAAAAUGUUAUUAUUUAUUUUACAUUUGCUUCCUUUAUUUGAAACCUAUUGAAAUAUUGAAGAUGCAAAUUUCUUCAUGGAGAAUACUUUCUUUCAGUCUCCUUCUGAUGAAAUAAUUAAAUCUGCAAUCCUGUUGUAUUUACAGUCACAUGUAAUGGCUUUGGCACAGAGCUUUGGAAAUCAGCCAGUCAUGCAAACUCUCCAGAGUCAAAGAAUCAAGAGUUUCAGCGAGAGUUGUAUUGUAAAUUACACCUUAUAACACAAAUUGUCCUGUUUUAAGAGGACAGAUGAAUGUGUCUUUUAGAAAGGCAGACUCCCUCCUUUUCUCCUCCUUGCUUGUAGGACAGGCUCCAACAGUACUUGAGCUCAAACAAAUAGGCCAUUCACGCCGAGCAGCGAAGGACUGCGUGCUUGUCCGCCUGUUGCAUCUUUAGUGAGUGAAGAAGCUCUGAACAGGAACCACCACUUCCUGCUUUGCAAAUGUCUUCUGCUGCUCCUGUAUCUGCCAUGCUUGAUUACAACCACCUAUCAAGGGACAUGGACAUUUUAUCCACGCUCAAAUAAUAAUCUAUAUAUGAACAACCAUUAAUGAUUGAUGAUAAGACAGAAAGGGGUCAACUCUUAUCAUGUUGGUGGCAAGGUUAUUUGAAGGGCUGUGUCUCAGCAACAGUGUCCAAAACCUGGUAACUCAGAUGGUGUCUCAAGUGUUGGAAUAAGAGCACUGCUGAUUUAUUCAUGAUUAGAUUAAGGUUCGGGAUUCAGGACAAUGACUAGAAAUUUUUUUAUGGUGAAGGAAAUGUACUUUCAAUCUGGUUUUACCAGCUCUCCUGAAUAUUUAGGUAUCAAAUAAUAUUUAAUCUACUGAUAAUUGAUUAAACCUAUUUUUCUUUUUUUCAAUUUAAAUUUCAAAUUUCAAAAUCAAGUUGUGCAGCUAUAGCUGCAAUAAAUUUACCAGAUUUAGUGGCAUUGUGAUGUUUACAAUCAGCAUAUUUUAUUGGGCACGGCUACUACUGAGCAGAAUGACAUUCCUGUACAUACUGAAUGUUUCUAUUGUAAUUUAUGAUGAUAUGAUGACAAGCAACUAAAAAAACC